CAGAUCUAAGUUUAACACAGGACAGAGACUGAGACACAACUGGGAACAAGGGACUGUCUGGGACGCCUUACUUUCCUAUACUGACUAUUUGUACAAGUUGUUUUGAUUUCUCUCUGGAGUUGCCAUUUUAAUUUGAUACAAAUAUGAAUGUUCAAAAGUGUGCCAGGUGUGGGUUUGUGGUGUACCCAGCGGAGAAGAUCAAUCUUAUCGGUCAGAAUUGGCACAAAGCAUGUUUUCACUGUGAGGUCUGUAAAAUGGUACUGACUGCCAAUAAUUUUGUUAGCCACCAGAAAAGGCCGUACUGCCAAGUGCAUAAUCCAAAGAACAACACUUUCACAAGUGUUUAUGAGACCCCAGUCAACAUCAAUGCCAAGAAGCAAUCUGAAGCAGCCAGUGAGAAUAAAUAUAGAGAAGAAGGGGAGCGUUUUAUGUCUACCUUCCACUAUGACAUGAGAUCAAAGGAAAUCGAGCAAGCUCGUAAGGCCAGCCAGCUUGCCAGUCAGCAGCAAGGUUACCAAACUGAAUUUGUAGGCCAACAAUCAUUUUACUCGGGCAGUGUUACCAGCCAGGAAAUUGUUCGUGUGACCCAGGCACAGAAGACCAUUAGUGACGUGGAAUAUAAACGAGGCCAUGAAACGUGUGUGACACAGUUUACCUCUGUAGCCGACACACCUGAGAUGUUACAUGCCAAGACUGGAGUCUCAUUGGCCAGUGAUGUGAAAUACACAGAAGAAUUUGAGCAGUCUAAAGGAAAGGGUAGUUUUCCAGCUAUGAUCACGCCAGGAUAUGCAAUGGCAAAGAAAGCCAAUACACUGGCUAGCAAUGUGGAGUAUAAAAAAGGCCACGAAGAACGAAUGUCAAAGUACACCACUGUGACGGAUGCUCCUGAUGUACUUCUAGCUAAAAAUCAAGGGAAGGUUGUCAGUGAUUAUGUCUACACCGGGGAAUAUGAACAGCAGAGGGGCAAAGGCAGUUUUCCUGCCCACUUCACUCCUGGAUACCAGGUGGCCAAAAAAGCAGGCGAGAUGGCCAGCAAAGUGAAAUAUCAACAGAAAUAUGAGCAGGAGAUUAAGGGCAAGGCCAGCACUGAUGCCGGUUCUGCAGAGUUUGCUUUGGCCAAAGAGAAUGCAGAACACUUCAGUCAGCAUGCCUAUACUGAGGAAUAUGAACAGCAAAAGGGCAAGGGCAGCUUCCCCGCUAUGAUUACCCCUGGAUACCAGAUGGCCAAGAAAGCCCAUGACUUAGCCAGUGAUAAUAAAUACAAGGAGAAUUACACUAAUCACAUGAAGGGGCACUAUGAGGACGGUGGCAUCGACAAGAAGACCAUGCAUGCCAUGAAUGUCAGAAAGCUUGCCAGUAAUAUUGCCUACAAAUCAGAAUAUGAGCAGGAGAAGCAUAUGCAGAGUGAGUACAACUAUCCAGCCACCAUCACUCCAUCCUAUCAGUCACAGAAGAAACUGGAGCCGCUCAAAGAUAAAAACUACAGACAGCAUAUCGAAAAGCUGAAAUUCAGCCAGGUUACAGACACCCCUGAAAUUGUGCAAGCCAGAAUCAAUGCUCAUCAGCUCAGCAAUCUGAACUACAAAGCCAACUAUGAGAAGACAAAGACGCAGUACACAUUAUCUCAAGAUACACCAGAACUUAAAAAGGCCAAAGCCAAUGCUGAACUCGCCAGUGAUAUCAAAUACAAAGAUAACUGGGAGAAGAACAAAUCCAAAGCAUGUGAUUUCGGCCUGGACACACUGACACUCAAAGCUGCCAAAGCCUCUCGAGACCUGGCUAGUGAUAUCAAGUAUAAGGAAGCAUUUACAAAGAACAAAGAUAAAGCCAUUGGAAUGGACGUAAGUGACUCAAAAACACUGCACUCCCUUCGGGUGGCCAAGCUUAGCAGUGAGGUUGCUUAUAAAAAGGAUUCUAAGGAGACUCAAUCCAUGUGCCACCUACCUCUGGACAUGGUGAAUCUGAGUCAUGCUAAGAAGGCUCAGGCCCUGGCCAGUGAUUUGGACUACAGGAAGAAGUUACACGAUUAUACCGUCCUGCCUGAUGACAUGAAAGUGCAGCAAGCUAAGAAAGCCUACCAACUGCAGAGUGAUAACCAGUACCGAUCAGACUUGACCUGGAUGAAAGGAGUCGGAUGGGAGGCUGAUGGCUGCCUGGAUGUAGAACAAGCCAAGAAAGCAGGAGAACAAUUCAGUGAGAAAAAGUACCGCCAGAAGCCAGACAGUGUGAAAUUCACACAAGUGGCAGACACUCCUUCCAUCAUACAUGCUAAGAAGAGCCAGGAGCUGCAGAGUGGGCUGGCGUACAAAGCGGGCACUGAACAGACACUGCACCAGUACACUAUAAGCAAAGAUGAGCCUCUCUUCAAGCAAGCCAAAGCUAAUGCAGAGCUUCUCAGUGAAAAAACAUAUAAGAGUAGUUGGGAGGAGCAGAGGGAGAAGGGUUUUGAACUAGGCUUGGACUCACUUUCAAUUCUCGCCGCCAAAGCAACAAGAGAUCUUGCCAGUGAUGUGAAGUACAAGCAAGAAUAUGAGAUGACAAAAGGGAAGAUGAUUGGUGUGAAGACUGUGUCAGAUGAUUCUCAGAUGGCCCAUUCAUCCAAGGCUACCAAGCUCCAGAGUGGCCUCAAUUACAAGAAAGAGUAUGAGGACACCAAGACCAAAUACAGUACCUCACUUGAUAUGCUGACCCUCAGCCAUGCCAAGAAAGCCCAGGAACUGGCUACUGAGAAAAACUACAAAACUUUCUUACACAAGUACACACUCUUGCCCACUGAUAUGAAGGUGGAAUGGGCCAAGAAAGCCUACGGCCAACAGAGUGAUAAAAAGUAUCGCUCUGACCUAAACUGGAUGAAAGGGGUGGGAUGGGAGACCACCGGAUCCCUUGAUAUCCAGAAGGCCAGAAAAGCUACAGAUUUAGCCAGCGAGAAAAAAUACAGACAGGAUGUGAGUGCUCUGAAGUUUACCAGCAUAGAGGAUACACCAGAGAUGGUCCAGGCCAAAAUCAGCAGCAAACUGGUUCUUGAUCGAUUAUACAGAGAGAAAGGAGAGAAUGAAAUGCACAAGUACACACUGAUUGGAGAUAUUCCAGAGCAUGUGCAGGCUAAGAUCAAUGCCAUGAACCUCAGUGAGUCAUGCUACAAAGAGUCCUGGAGAAAGAUCAGAGAUGGUGGCUACAAGUUGCGCUUGGAUGCUAUUCCAUUCCAAGCAGCCAAAUCAUCUGCAGAAAUCCUCAGUGAUCAAAAAUACAAGGCACAGUUUGAGAAGACAAAAGGGAAGAUGAUUGGGCUAAAGGGACUACAGGAUGAUAUAAACAUUGCUCACUCUGUGCAUGCCACAAAUAUACAGAGUGAUCUCAAAUACAAAAAGGACUCUUCUAAGAUGCAUUCUCAGUUCCAUCUACCAAUGGAUAUGUUGGAGGUGCUCCACGCUAAGAAGGCUCAGUCUCUGGUCAGCGAUCAGGACUACAGACUUACAUUGCACAAGUAUACAACACUGCCUGAUGACCUCAAAGUGCAGGCUGCCAAGAGAGCAUAUGAACUGCAGAGUGAGAAUAUCUACCGCUCUGAUCUGAACUACCUUCGUGGUGCAGCCUGGAUUGCCACUGGUGCCCUACAGAUUGAGGGAUCCAAACGGGCCACAGAUCUAAUUAGCGAGAAAGUGUAUAAAAAAUCAGGUGAGCAGGUAAAGUCUGCAGGUUACGACCUCAGGUUAGACGCCAUUCCCUUCCAGACAGCCAAGGCCUCCAGAGAAAUUGCCAGUGAUUUCCACUACAAGGAGGCAUUUGUCAAAGGUAAAGGCCAGCAGGUGGGCUUUCUUAGCGUUGAGGAUGACCCCAAGAUCAGACACUCACUGGCUGUAGGGAAGCUCCAGAGUGACAACGAGUACAAGAAGCAGUUUCAGGAGACACGCUCUCAGUUUAAGAUCCAUGGCGACCAGCCUGAGUUCCUGCAUGCUAAGAAGAGCCAGGCUCAACUCAGCAACCUCAACUAUCGCCAGCAUUUUCAUGACUACACCUGUGAUCCUAAUCAGCUCAAUGUCAAACACGCUAAACAAGCCUACCAGCUGCAGAGUGAUGUGAACUACAAAUCAGAUUUGAACUGGAUUAAAGGUGUGGGCUGGACGCCACCGGGCUCUCUUAAGGCAGAAAUGGCCCGCCGUGCAGCAGAACUGGGCCUUGCUGAAGGAGUAACCACUGACGAGGCUAUCGCCAAGUAUCAACAGCUAAUGAUGCUCCAGAGACAGCAGGAGUUCCAGGAGCAACAGCAAUCCACUACAGAGCAGACGGAGACCACAAAGGAGUUCCAGCAGCCAGGAGUCAAUCCUGAUGCGAUGGAGAUACUCCACGUCAAGAGGAAGAAGACUAUUCACACCGCAUUCAAGCAGGCCAAGACCACACAAUCCAUCACGUCACAGUCUGUUGCUUCCCACUCAACCACAAGUCAGUCUAUCACCAAUCAGUCCACCAAGAAACAAUCCAUUAUGAGCCAGUCUCAUGCUGAUGGAUCCACCGCAAGGCAGAUGAGUGAAAACCGGGCCAUCACAGAUCAAGUUGCUGCAAAGUCAGGAACAAUGUAAUCUGUCAUUUCUGUCUUCCUUACUUUUACUUUUGUAAUUUAAUUUAUGAACAUCAUGUAGAUCCUGGUGUUCUUUGACGGUGUUUUUGAUUGAUCCAUCAAUAAAGGAUAUUUAGAUAAAAGAUGUAAGUGAAAAGUGAAUGUGAAGAUGGUUAAAGUAAGUUGCAUAGUUGAUUUUAUUAUGGUUUAAUGAAUGUGGUUAUAAUUAUUAAGGUUUUGAGAAGAUAUCAAACAAAGCUGUAAGUAUGGACAGUGUAUGUAAAGAAUAGAGAUGAGCAUGAUUUUGUAGAAGUGCUAUUUUAGUAUAUACUAUUUUAAAAGUAGAUCAAUUAUUUGCUGGAAUAUUUUUUUCUUUUUUUAUUUGCUGGGAAUAUGAUAAGCAAGAAUCAAUUGUAAAAUGUCUGAUUACAUUUAUAACAUUUCAUUUGUUCCUCUGGUGCAUCUGACAACUGUCUUUGGUGGUUCUGAAAUAGUUAUAUUUGACUUACUGGAUAUAAUGUAUGUCUAUCAAGCUGUGCAUUAUGAGAAAGAACCGCAACUCUGCUAGCAGAGUUAAACAGCUGAAAUGUAAUUAAAUGUGU
Messenger RNA from Sinocyclocheilus grahami, 5157 nucleotides. RefSeq names its product nebulin-related-anchoring protein-like. The coding region runs from base 144 to 4577 and encodes 1477 amino acids. Gene Ontology annotation, cellular component: Z disc. The record is from RefSeq and is a predicted model, not a curated record. Gene Ontology annotation, molecular function: actin filament binding. Gene Ontology annotation, biological process: cardiac muscle thin filament assembly. The transcript is spliced from 34 exons. NCBI's taxonomy places the organism in Eukaryota, Metazoa, Chordata, Actinopteri, Cypriniformes, Cyprinidae.